Molecule: messenger RNA, 655 nt
Organism: Leptopilina heterotoma
Lineage: Eukaryota; Metazoa; Arthropoda; Insecta; Hymenoptera; Figitidae
Exons: 4
Coding region: 1-534 (177 amino acids)
Source: RefSeq, a predicted model, not a curated record
AUGGAUGCGGUAAAAAAUUUUUUUGAGUGUUUUAAUUAUCAUUGGAUUAUAAUCGUUGCCACUGGAAUUUACAUACAUUUAAGACAAAUUUGCAUUAUUGGAUUGUGUUUCGAUGAUGAUUUAAAUUUACCCUUCGAUCCAUCGUACGCAUCAGUUUUAUUCAUUUUCUCAGUAUUGUGUCUCCUUGCCGAGUAUAAAUUAUGGCCACGAUCUUUAAAGGAACCACCUGUUCAAUUAAUGAUUGUUUAUGAGAUGAUGGUAUCUUCUUUAGUAACAAAUUUAUCUAUGAAAGCAAUUUGGGUUCCACUUGUGAAUGCAAUUUGGUGUAUGACACAAGAAUCGAGUAGAUGGUUGGAGUGGUUGAAUGAUGCAUUGGGUCUAGAUCGUUAUUCGUUUCUUAAUGCACUUGCAGCUUACAUGUGCGAUGAAAUGGCCGCAUUUCACACAGCUUUUUGCUUAUCACUCUUAUCCUUCGUUUGGAUGCUGGACGCAACAGAAUCACUGGAUGGAAUUCUCGAUAUCUGGACCAAGUAGGAGGAGAAAUUUUUUUUGAGAAAUAAAGAUGGAAGUGGAGAUACUGAAUAUGAUGAUUCCGAUGAUGCUGAUUAUUUUUCUGACAAAUGCCAAAGUUUGGCUAGUGACGAUGUAGAAGAAU